Impatiens glandulifera is the source of this 1110-nucleotide messenger RNA. RefSeq names its product CBS domain-containing protein CBSX1, chloroplastic-like. Lineage: Eukaryota; Viridiplantae; Streptophyta; Magnoliopsida; Ericales; Balsaminaceae. The record is from RefSeq and is a predicted model, not a curated record. Bases 105 to 857 code for a protein of 250 amino acids. The transcript has 8 exons.
UCUUGGGGUGUGUGAACUGUGGAUGAAUCUCCAUCUCCGCCAUCAAAAUCGAUCGCUAUCUGCUCUGCAACUUCUUCUUCGUCCUUCUCUCUACACCUUCUAAAAUGGCUACCUCACUUUCUCCGCCUGAAUCCUUAGCCCUAUCUAUCCUAAGCUCUCCAUCUUCUUCUUCUUCUUCAUCGCCCGCUUCAGUUUCUUCUUUCUCCUCCUUCGCCGCUUUCCCUUAUCGCAUGCAUUCCCUUCCCCUCCACAACCAUAGAUUACUCCCUUCCCGUUGGUUCCAUCCCACACUUGGCCGUGGUGGAUACCUAGUACUCACGGCAUCAGCUGGACUCCCUCUAACCCCCAAUUCCGUGCUGCCAAAAGAGGAGGUCUACACUGUGGGUGACUUCAUGACAGUAAGAGAGGACUUACAUGUAGUCAAACCUACAACAACUGUGGAUGAAGCACUAGAAAUGCUUGUUGAGAACAGGAUUACUGGGUUUCCUGUGAUUGACGAUGACUGGAAACUGGUUGGUCUAGUUUCAGAUUAUGAUUUAUUGGCAUUGGAUUCCAUAUCAGGUGGUGGAGUGACUGAUACAGAUAUCUUCCCAGAAGUUGAUAGCACUUGGAAAACAUUUAAUGAAGUACAGAAAUUGCUCAGUAAAACCAAUGGGAAAUUGGUCGGAGAUCUGAUGACACCAGCACCAAUUGUUGUUCGGGAUUCCACCAAUUUGGAGGAUGCUGCAAGUAUACUGCUUGAAACAAAUUAUCGCAGAUUACCAGUUGUGGAUGGUGAUGGAAAAUUGGUUGGCAUAAUCACACGAGGUAAUGUGGUUGCAGCUGCGCUCCAGUUAAAACGCAUUGUGGAAGGUUAACCAUGAUAUUUAUCUCGACAACCAUCAAUUUUAGCUUGAGCUUGGGCAUGAAAAUCGCCAAGUCCUUAAAAUUGUAAGUCUUGUGUUCUAAAGUUUGUUGUUUAGGUGCUCAUAUGUAAUAUGUUAGAUUGAUUCACUUUGACAUCAUUAAUUAACACCGAAUUAUAGAACAAUUUUCUUUCUUUUAUUAUUCACCCCAUAUUAUAUAGCAAUGGGAUUCGAAUAAUUUUGAUUAAAAGGGUCCAUUUUAAGU